Colletes gigas is the source of this 1742-nucleotide messenger RNA. RefSeq names its product guanine nucleotide-binding protein-like 1 (gene Ns4). The record is from RefSeq and is a predicted model, not a curated record. The coding region runs from base 83 to 1735 and encodes 550 amino acids. Gene Ontology annotation, molecular function: GTPase activity; GTP binding. The transcript is spliced from 5 exons. Lineage: Eukaryota; Metazoa; Arthropoda; Insecta; Hymenoptera; Colletidae.
AACGCGAAGAUGCGCAAUGGAAGGUGUUUAAUCCAUUAAUGAACGAUUUUAUUAAAAUUCUGAGAUUAAUAUAGAGGAAAAAAUGCCGCACGGGACGAGGAAAAAACCGUUUAGUGGUAAAGCAAAGAAACAGCAAAUGAAAAUUAAAAAGCAACGACUAAAUCCAACUUUAUCUGGUGGAAAUCAUAGCAAAAAUGAUAUUGAUGACUAUACAUCCAUUGGUCGCAAUAAAUAUGCUUUAAAGUUCUAUGCAGAAAGUAAGAAAGAACUAAUGGAACGAAGAGAAGAAGCUAGGAAAGCUAUUUCACCUUUAUCUUACAAAGACCAAGAAGUUGCAGAGGAUUAUUUUCCACCAUUAAUUGAUAUGCCCAAAAGACCACCAUGGAAUAUCAAUAUGUCAAAAAAAGAAUUAGAAUUACAAGAGCAAAAGUACUUUGAAGAAUAUCAAAAUAUAAGAAGAAUAAGCAAUAUUAGCCACUUUGAAUUAAAUUUAGAAACAUGGAGGCAGCUAUGGAGAGUUCUUGAAAAGUCUGAUAUAUUGUUAUUUAUUGUUGAUAUCAGAUACCCUGUCUUAAUGUUUCCCCCAUAUCUGUACCAUUAUGUAACAAACGAGCUAAAGAAAGACAUGAUUUUAGUACUGAACAAAGUUGAUUUUGCUUCUCCAGGCAUAGUAGUAGCAUGGAAAGAAUAUUUUCAUGAGACAUAUCCUAAAUUACACAUUUUACUGUUUACAUCGUAUCCUACUUACAAUUUGCAUGGUAAUACAGAAAAAACACAAGGACUACAAAAAAGACGUAUAAGGGGAAAAUUAAAAAUGGCUGCAGAAGGAGCUCAAAAACUAUUGGAUAUUUGUAAAGAAAUUGUAAAAGAUAAAGUAGAUUUGACUUCUUGGCAUGAAAAAAUUCAAAAUGAAAUGCAAAUGGAAUAUAAUCUAGAUGACAUUGAUCAUAAAGACAGUGUUACUGUUACUAAAGAAGACACAAGUUAUUACGAGCACGAGCAAUAUAAAAAUGGAGUAUUGACUAUUGGUUGUAUUGGAACUCCAAAUGUUGGAAAGUCAUCUUUGAUGAAUGCAUUGAUGGGGAAGAAAGUUGUGAGCGUAUCACGCACACCUGGACAUACUAAAUAUUUUCAAACUAUUUUUCUUACAAAAAAUGUUUGUCUUUGCGACUGUCCAGGAUUGGUGUUUCCAUCAACAGUUCCGAAAGAGUUACAAAUUUUGAUGGGUUCUUUUCCAAUAGCUCAAGUUAGGGAUCCAUGUUCAACAGUUAAAUUUUUAGCUGAAAGAGUAGAUUUAACAAAGUUAUUAAGACUUGAACAUCCAGAUAAAGACGAUACAUGGUCCGCUAUGGACAUUUGCGAGGCUUGGGCUAUAAAACGAAGUUUUCUAACUGCGCGGACCGGUAGACCCGAUACGUACAGAGCGGCUAAUUCAUUGUUAAGAAUGGCGCUUGGGGGAGCAAUUUCUAUAUUCGUUUAUCCAUUAAAUUGGAGCGUUAAUCAAGAAAAGUGGGAGAACCAUCCAGAAGUUGAAUUAGUAAGAUGGAUUCAAGGUAAAAAUAGAACAGAAGAUACAGACAAGGAUUCAGAAACUGAAAAAUGUUCAACAGAAGAAGAUGAAGAAGAAGAGGAGGAGGAGGAAGAAGAAGAAUCUAAUUCCGAUAAUACAUCGAGCGACGAAUCAAAGAUACGACACGUGGUUAAUAAAUUUGAAGUAUUAUCUGCAGACUUAUGAAAAAAUU